AUGGCGACUACUACGGAUAUGAAAGGAAAUGUUGUUAAAAUGGAGAUUGACUACAGUGAAACUGUAGAUAAGAGAAUACCAGAGUGUGAAGCAUUAGCAUCCGUAAGUAGUUACCUUUUCUAACCAAUUUUUUGUCAUUAUAUGUCCUAUGUAACAACUGCAUUCUGCACGUGUUGGGCGAAAACUAUUCACACUUAGACAUAUUAUUUGGUUCACGAAAAGUCUCUUUAUAUAUCCUUUCAUCAGGAUGGAAAACUCAAUGAAGCCCUAGAGAUUCUUUUGGCCCUCGAGAAGCAAACUCGGACGGUAUGUAAAAUGAGUUUUCCUUUGAGUUAAUGUCCGUUGUCAAUCAUAUUAAUAUUCCUCAUCUUGGGGUUAAGUUAUCAGCGCAAUAAUAGACGAUCGAAAUCUUCAUAGGGUUCAUUUUGUCAUGAAUUGGUAGCUGUAUGUUUACUUGAUAAGUGGGAACCAAAUUUCAGAGGCCAGGUUUUGUUGCAGAUGUUUAAAUGCAAUUUAAGCAAGUGUCAAAAUCUAAUCUGUCAUGAAAAUUAUUUAAUUUCAAGAGCCUCAUUUACAUUGAUUAUGGUCAGAAUUCAUGAGAUAAAUGUAACAGUAAAAAUUUAAUACCUACAUAGUUGAAAAAGGGUUGAAAUCAAGUUUCUAUUGUAGAAAAGUUUUGAAUUCUAUCCACAUGUGUAGCUUGCUGCAUAUGUUUUUAGUUUACAAUACGCAUUAGUUCCUCUUUGUCUGUAGGCUGCAGACAUGCAUUCCACGAGUCGUGUUUUAGUCUGCAUAGUCCAACUCUGUUUCAAGAGCAAAGACUGGAAUGCACUGAAUGAACAUAUUGUGAUCCUAACAAAAAGAAGGAGUCAGCUUAAACAGGUAGAGAUUUUUCAGUACUUAAAUUGUAUUUCCAAAGUUUUAUACAGUGUUCUACUUGACUUAGAGAGGGGGAGACAUUUUGAUCAGAUGUUUGAGAGAAGAGUAGAUAUUUGGUUGUGUAUUUUAUGGAUGGGUACAUGAACUUAAAAUCAAACCUGUAUUAGGUGGUCACCCAUGGGGAAUGGCUGGGUAACUGGUUAACCCUUUAACUCCCAGACCAAAUUUGUAAUUCUCCAGACUAUCAACCAUACAAUUCUUAUAAUGUUAGUUCAGAGAAUUGAGUAUUGGAUCAACUAAUUAUCCCCAAAUUGAUGUUUUUCUUUAUUCUCAUCACUUAUCUGGUUGAUAUUGUGAGGAGAAAUUCUGUCUUAGUCAUUUAUGGGAGUUAAUGGGUUAAUACAGGUUGACUGCCUUAUACAGGCUCCACAGAAUAGCGGUGUGAUAAAAAACAAUGGAAAACACCAUUUUAUGCCCUAGUUAACUAUGUAAGGUACAAAAAUUUGCUCAAAAAUUUGCUCAAAAAUAUUACUUAUUAACAUGAUUAAACUUUAUUUGAGAGAUCAUUCAUAGUUUUAUUUGAGCGGUUCUGUAAUAAGUGAUGGUUCAAUACAAGUUGAGGACAGUACAAACAGGCCAUAAGGACUCACUCAUUGGUGACCAUGACAACUUAACCUUUUAACUCCCAGUUCAAAUUUGUAAUUCUCCUUACUAUCAGCCAUACAUUUCUUAUAAUGUAGUUCAGAGAAUUUAGUAUUGGAUCAACUAAUUAUACCCAAAUUGAUAUUUUUCUUUAUUCUCAUCACUUGUCUGCUUGAUAUUGUAUUGAUAUUGUAAGGAGAAAUUCUGUCUUGGUCAUUCAUGGGAGUUAAAGGGUUAAUAGAGGUGAAAAUAACAGUGGUUAAGGGGAAACGAAUUUCAGGACUUUGACAACCAGCUGCAGAAUACAGGGUGACUGCUCAAUAUGGUACAGCUUAACAAAUUCAACUGUAUCUUGUUGUUCACCUUAUAAGAUAUGUUUACAGAUUUUUAUGUCAUUCUUUUCAGGCUGUAACCAAAAUGAUCCAGGAAGCUUUUACCUAUGUGGAACAAACUCCUGAUCUAGAAACUAAAUUGAAAUUAAUAGACACUCUCAGAACAGUCACUGCAGGAAAGGUAAAAUUAGCUUACGCUGCUAGCAUUGUGAAUUUUUAACCCUUUAGUAACUUUAUUAUCUGGGUAAACAGUGUUAAAGAAUGUAUAAAUUCUUCCCAUUUCCAUGAAGUGCUUUCAAAGUAAGUCUGGUUCACUGUAGGAAUUCAUUUUGAAAUAAUUUUUUUCCUAUUCCUAAUAAAAUUUGCCAAAAGAACCUGAUCAUCUAUGAUGUAUUAACCUUUCCUGGUGAAAGUUCAGGGCUCUUUGAUGUAUUGUUACUUUAACCCUUUAACCUCCAAGAUCUGAUUGUUAAUUGUCCUUCUUAGCUGGUACGCAUUCUCCUUGUCAAAUUGGUUUGGUGUUAGAUCUAGAUAACAACUCCUAACUGAUAAGUUUGAGUAUUCUCAUCACCUGUUCGCCAGAUAAUGUAGACAGACAAGAGGGGUAAUACAAGGUGGCUUAGCAUCCAUCGAGGAGAGGUAGCAAUACUGACAAUUUGGCUUUUGUUAGGAAAAACUAGGACGAAGUUUUGGCAAUCAUGAGCCAAUAAGCUUAUAAAAUUUUUGACAGUAAUUUUAAUAGCAACAUUUACUUCAUUUUAGAUAUAUGUUGAGAUUGAGAGGGCUCGUCUGACAAGGAUGCUUGCUAAAAUAAAGGAAGACCAGGGAGAUAUUGCAGGUAAUUUUUGUUUUACCCCAUUCCCUUUCAAACCCUAUGUAAGAAAGGAUAUCAAUUGCCAUGUGCACCUGUGCUUUUGUUUUUCUCUUUUCUCUGUUUUUUCCAGUAUUAAUAAUAAUCUGUAGUGAUAAGUACCUUUAAUGGACUGAAACAAGUAUGCACCUGUAUGUAAUGACUUUAAUGCAUUGGUUUAAACUUCAUUUAUUUAGGUAUCUUUUUUUAGAGUUGAACUGGUGUAGAUGAAUUGAUAAAAAAGUCUUCUUAUUUAAGUCUUACUUCAAAUAAAGAGUUACCAUUGCCAUAAAUAACUGUCUCAUUUUAUUUCCUUUUAAUGUGUAGAGGCAGCCAACAUCCUACAAGAGCUGCAGGUAUGAUAAUGGAAACAAAAUUAUACAUUUUGAAAACCAAUGAUGAAGCAGAGGGGUACAAAGGCAUACUCCUCCAGAAAAAUUUGAAAUUUGAAACUCUCUGAGAUAUGAUUUCUAACACUCUGGAACAUAUUUGAGUAACUUUUGUUAUCCCGACAUUGAUGCUAGAAUAAUCAGUUAAAAAAUACUUAUAUCUCUCUUUGAGCACCAAAAUGGUUUGACAGCUGGUGGGUUUCUGCCGCCUCAUCGCUUCUAAUGACAACCCUGUACUUUUAAUUUUCAGACCAAAUUGCACUCUAGUGAUUUCAAUCACCAUUGUAUGUAGGCUGUCAGACAUUUUAGACAACAAAUCAAAAUCAAAUAGAUAUAGAUAAAAUGUUUUUAAAUAAGUUAAACCAGUUUUAUUGAAUGGCCUAUUAUUUGGAAAAAUUGAAUAAAUACACACUUGCAAAUAAUAAAAAUUUCCAGAAUUCCAAUUGUGCAUUUUGAUAGAUUGGCAAACAAGGGUCUUUUCUGAAUGAAGACUGUUCAGGAAUCUUGUCAGACUAACACUUUGAUGGAAAGAUCUUUGUUUAAGUGAUUUUGAUAUAUGUUUUAAACUUGCAGGUGGAGACAUAUGGGUCUAUGGAAAAGCGGGAAAAAGUGGAAUUCAUCUUGGAGCAAAUGAGAUUAUGUUUGGCUAAGAAGGAUUACAUUAGAACACAGAUCAUCAGUAAGAAGAUCAGCCCAAAGUUUUUUGAAAAUAAUCAGGAGCAGGAUCUAAAGCUGAAGUUCUACCAGCUAAUGAUUGAGGUGGCACGACAUGAGGGAAGCUACUUAGAUAUCUGUAAAUACUACAGAGCCAUGUUUGAUACACAGUCUGUCUUAGAGGACAAAGAGAAAAAGCAUGAGGUGAGUAGGGGAAAAUUUAAGAGGGUGGCUUUUUUCUCAUUGUGAUGAAAAAAUAAACAUAGCUUCAAGGCUACAGUGAUAAGAAGGACAAACACCAAGACACAAGGAGUACUAACGUUUUUGAAAAUACAGAUUGUGAAACAGCAACCACCACAAUGUGAAAAAAGUGAAUUUUUUUUUUGUUUGUUAUACAGGUGUUAAGAAAUGUGGUGCUGUUCCUUGUUCUUUCACCAUAUGAUAAUGAACAAUCAGAUCUCAUUCACCGUGUUGGGGAAGAGAAAACUCUGGAGGAAAUAUCGCUUUACAGGUAUAUCAUGCUAAAUGAGAUCUGACAGGGUCAAACUAUCUGAGUAUUAGUUGUUAAAUCCACAUUUCUAAUCUAUAAACACAUGCAAAAUAUCUUAAGUCAUAAGUCAGUUAUUCAUGUUAUUUUCUCAAUCAUGUGGUCAUUUGAAUAACAUUGAAUUGGUGUUUUUGAGCAGACAAUCAUUUGGUAGAAAAAAUGUGAGAUAUUUGCUAAUUUGGUUUUAUCCACUGUGUUAGUAAUAUGUAAAUUGGCCACCACAAAGAGUUUCCAAAGUUGACUUUUCAAGCAUUGACCCCUUGUCAGAGAAAUUAGAGGAAUGUGGGUUGUGUGUAGUUUAUGUAAAGAAGGAUGGAGCUGUGCUAUUGGUGGGAAUAUGAUAACAUAAAAAACUCAAUAAUAAAUUAGGUGAAUGAAAAGCAUUUGUAGAUGCCAUGGGGAUUAAGAGAGCUAAUAUAAAAGAUGAAUUUUUGUUCUAGAGUUUUGCAGCUUUCCAAACUGUGUAGAUGUAGGGACAGGGCUGCAAAUGUAGGUAAAGGCUGAUUAACUGAGGCAUGAAAUGUCAAACAGGAACAUAUCAGGGACCCCUCUCAAAUGAUAAGAACCCUGAUCUUCAAGUCUGUCAGUUUAUUGUCAUUAUUAUUAACUAGUCCUUUUGACAUUCAUCAAGAUAUUGCCAAUCUUCAAUGUGGGAAGUGAGGGAGGGAGGGGAGGGGAGGAGACUUUGCUACAUUAAGUUAAUUGUAUUUUUACAACCAAUCUACAAUUUUGUUUGUGUUUGAUCUAUCUAUUAGAGAUCUCCUGAAAUGCUUCACCACAGCUGAACUUAUGCGUUGGUCUCACAUAAAAGAGGUUUAUGAAGCUGAACUAAGAACAGGUCCAUCUGCAACUGGUGUGUUUGAGGAACACACAGAUGAAGGCAAAAAGCGCUGGGAAGACUUACAAAAACGGGUUGUUGAACAUGUGAGUUUGAUUGUUGUUUUCAUUUGAAGGUAUUUCUUUUGUUAUGAAUUUCACUUGAUGCUUACACUUAGUUGGAUUGCAUAAUGCACACUCACUGGUGGAAGGAUUAACUCUAAAAAAAAUUUUAAGCUGCGUUAGAAAUUUGUAUUCUCCAUACAGUCAGUACAUGUAACUGUUUGUUUUGAAAGAACUCUCCAACAUCUGUUUAAAACUCCUCAAUAUCUCUUUACUGUGCAUAUGAAAACCCUCAAGAUCUGAUUGUUGAUUCUCUCCUCUAGCUACUUCACAGUUCCCUGGAAAUUAGUUAUGAGAAUUUGAUGUAAGAUCAAGAUAACAACUUUUGCCUGAUAGGUUUCAAUAUUCUCAUAUCCUGUUUGCUGGAUAAUGUGUGAAUAUUAAAGGGAGAAGUUAAAUGUAAAGACUUCAGGUAAUUUUAAGCUUAUAAAUGUGAGUAUUUGAUCGUUUUUUUAACAGAAUAUCCGGGUCAUGGCCAAGUACUACACCAGAUUAACACUAAGAAGAAUGAGCCAGUUGUUGGACUUAACUGUUGAUGUAAGUUUAAGUUGUAUAUGUUAUAAAAUGAACGCAAAAUUGUUCUAUUCUGUAGCAUAAAAUGUUGCGCUUUGUCAUCAAUUGGAGCAAACAGGCCCAAUCCUCUCAUAGCUGAAUCCAAUCUUGUCCUAUGCCUGCAUAACGCGAUCUUUUUUCCAGACAUCCUCUCAUUAACUUCAGUGAAACAGCAACUGAUAUAGGUCUCCGAAGCCUGUGUAAUGUUUGAGGAAAUAAUUAUGACAAAAUGAAUCAUGAUGAGUUAAAUCAAUUCUGAAUGAGUACUUCUAAUCUCAAAAUUAUGUACUAUUACAUCAAGGCUGUAGACUCCAAUAUCCAUCUAUGGAAUUUUUGGGGUUUUUUUAAGUGUUAAGAAUUGGAACGGAAGUGAAAAGAACUAUUAAGUGUCACUAUUACCUCAGCUAACCCAAUUUUUUUAUCCUGUCUCAGGAGACUGAAUUGUUCCUCUCUGAGUUAGUGGUGUCCAAAACAGUUUUUGCCAGAAUUGACCGCCCUGCAGGCAUCGUUACGUUCAGUGCGCACAAGGAAUCUAAUGAGAUUCUUAAUGAAUGGUCUCACAACCUCAACACUCUGAUGCAGCUUCUCAAUCGCACAACUCAUCUCAUUACCAAGGAAGAAAUGGUGCACAAACUUGUACAAAUGUAACUUAUUUUGUGUUUGACUGAGACCAUGUCUGCUACUAUUUCAAUUUUAUACAGUCCAAUAGUUGUCUUGUGCUAGUCAAUAAAAAGU
Messenger RNA from Pocillopora meandrina, 6519 nucleotides. The record is from the annotation of a GenBank genome assembly. Lineage: Eukaryota; Metazoa; Cnidaria; Anthozoa; Scleractinia; Pocilloporidae.